AUGGGCUGGAAAAUGGAAUCGCUUCGUCUGGGUCUCUACCUCUCAAUUCCAUUGGCCGCAUUCACGAUGUCCAAUUGGCCCAGCGUUAUCGAUCACUAUCACAACGCCUACCGACUUGAUGUCUAUGGAAGGACUGGCGUGGACGUAUUUCCCUCCGACGUCGACUCAAUAGAGACCCUUCAGAAGAAGGCUGACAAGUUGCCUUGGUUUUUCAAUCUGUACCGUAUCAGGCGUGCUGAGGCCCCUACACUUCAGCAGCAGCAACAGCAGCAGAACGACGACAACUAG
Molecule: messenger RNA, 288 nt
Organism: Mesocestoides corti
Lineage: Eukaryota; Metazoa; Platyhelminthes; Cestoda; Cyclophyllidea; Mesocestoididae
Source: the annotation of a GenBank genome assembly